Molecule: messenger RNA, 5001 nt
Organism: Venturia canescens
Lineage: Eukaryota; Metazoa; Arthropoda; Insecta; Hymenoptera; Ichneumonidae
Exons: 5
Coding region: 1-5001 (1666 amino acids)
Molecular function (GO): zinc ion binding; nucleic acid binding
Source: RefSeq, a predicted model, not a curated record
AUGUAUUAUCCAAACGAGAUCGCCCCAAAAUAUAUUCAUGCUGGUCAUUCGUUUAUCUUCGAUAAGAUUAGUGCUUGUGGGCAGAAAAAGUUCUGGGGAUGUUCCUUCAAGUCGGAUGGAUGUAAAGCUCGUUUGCACACGUGUGUAUUGACUGAUGAGGUUUUGCAAAGUCUAAAUGAGCACACCCAUGGUGCCAACGUAGCACAAAUAGAAGUAGAGAAAACAAAAAAUAUUCUAAAACGACGAGCUGUUUACACGGUGGAAACACCAGCUCAACUUAUAACAAAUUCAUUAGCCGGUACAUCUACCGCAGUUCAAGGCCAAUUGCCAUCAAAAAAUGCUUUACGCAAAAUUGUUGCAAGGAAACGGAAUACUUUUCAUGUGGUGCCGCCAUCACCAGCAGAUUUACGAUCACUCGAGAUACCUGAAAUGUACAAACUCGAGUCAGUGCCACCGCAUUUAAAUAAAACAAAAGUCAUAAUGAGCGCUUUCGACAACCUACUCAUUGCUCAAACAGCACAAUUGCAUCAAAUACGCCGAGUUAUACCAAACCAUAUGAGGCUUGGCAAGGAGAAGUUUACCGCCUCCAAAACGCGCACACGCAUUUCGAGUUUACAAGAACUCUGGUCCGCAUGUUGUGCUCGGGAUGUAUUAUUGCAACAGAAAGCAUCAGAAGCGCAACUCGACCAUGAGUAUUUCGCCAAAGACGAGUUCCUGAGUGCCGAACACGAUUUUGAAGAAGCUCUGGAUCAACUCACAGACCUUCUCAACCAGCAAGAGAAACCAGAACGCCCAACACCGAAGAUCUCCAAUUCCACGAUGAUCGGCGAAGUACAAGGACCUUCCAACUUCGCUCUUCUACGCAUCACCAUCCCGAAGUUCAACGGUGAACCCACCAAAUGGGAGAGUUUUCGGGAUUCAUUCAAAGCUCUAGUUGGUGAGAACGCAUCGCUAACCUCAGGUCAAAAAUUGUAUUAUUUAAAAUCGUUUCUCGAGGGCAACGCGGCAAUCAUGCUUGAACACAUUUCGGUUUCCGACGCCAACUACGCAGGCGCCUGGCAAACACUUACCGACGAGUACGAUAACAUGCGGGCGUUAGUUCUCGCUCACAUUCACGCGUUUGCAAGCUUACCUAACAUGAAAUUAGAGAAUAAAACCGAAUUAAAACGUCUGCGCGAUACAGUUAACUCAUCAUUAAACGCAUUAAAAAACUUAGGACGUCCUAUCGAACAUUGGGAUGAUUUGUUGGUGUAUUUGGUUUCUCAAAAACUCAGCACACGCACGCGCACUGAGUGGAAUCUGAGCCUAGGGGCGUCAAACGAAUUUCCCUCGUUUCAAUUCCUGAAAGACUUUUUAACCGAGAGAAUACGAGGUAUCGCGUCAAUUCACCUGGAGACCGCUAACUCCUCAAAUCGAUCGAAUUCGUCAAAUAAAACUAACGCGAAAGCAGCAGUUCAUAACACUAGUCAACAACAAUGCCCAGAUUGCUCGGGAAAUCAUGCUCUUGCGUCAUGCCCCACGUGGCACAAAAAAUCGCUCGAAGAUCGCUUCGCGACCGCCAAACGGGCUCGCGUCUGUUUCAAUUGUUUAAAACCUGGACAUUUACCAAAUCAGUGCCAGUCGCAAAAUCGUUGUAAAAAAUGUCAGAAACUGCAUCACACGACUCUGCACCGGGCUUCGCUUCCGCGUCAAGCAUCGCCGACUUCCUCGACCAUUGAAACGCCUAGCGAGGCAUCAACCAGCGCUGCCAACGUUAAUUUAAUUCCGACAAAAGCCGCGUCUCCUCCGGUCAUCGAUCCUCCUGCUGAUUUAAAGGAGACUUCCGCUGAAACCGCAACUAUUAACACUACGCACGAGUUACCUAAUUCCAUCUUACUCGCGACCGCUUGGAUUAAAUUACGCACGCCAGAGAAUCGCGUCGUUAAAGUUCGAGCCUUACUCCAUCAAGGUUCGACUCAUAGUUUCGUAUCAGAGGCACUAGCACAACACUUACGUACUUCACGUCAUCGCGCGAAUCUCAACGUCACGUCUUUCGGAGAUGCGUUUUACGGACGGGCUACUUCUCGAGUGAAUCUCACGCUCGAAUCAUGUCACAACCAGGGUACACGGUUACCUAUGGUCGCUUAUGUUUAUCAAAAAAUCACUUCGUAUGCUGCGCGACUCUCGCGACGAAUCGGCUCGUGGCCUCAUCUCAAAGGAUUAGCUCUAGCCGAUCCCGAUCCUUCCAGUAAGGAGAAAAUAAAUGCAUUAAUUGGAGCCGACCUCUACGGCUACCUCCUUCUCGAAUCUCUUCGAAAAGGCCCUGUUGGGUCUCCGACGGCCCAACUUACUACUUUGGGCUGGAUAAUCUCCGGUCCAGCAAAUGCAACGCGCGUUACGUCCCAGUUGGACCAUUCGAUAAUGCAUUGCGCCCUCGCCACCGACGAUGACGCAUUAAUCAGACGUUUUUGGGACAUAGAAGAAAUUCCCACGAAACAAUUUCUUACGCCCGAGGAGGAGGAAUGCGAAACUCACUUCCUUAAAACGCAUUCCCGCGAUCCCUCCGGUCGCUAUUUGGUACGAUUGCCAUUCCGUGGUAACUCCGUUCCUGAUCUGGGCACCAGUCACCAGAUCGCGCUCAAAAGAUACACGCAUCAUGAAACGCGUCUCAAGAAAAAGCCGGAGCUAGUAAACGAAUACACCGGUUUCUUAAAAGAAUACGAAUCAAUGGGGCAUAUGGAAAGGGUUCGCGAGCCUGACGUGAGCAUCAACCCGGUUUACAUUCCGCAUCAUCCUAUUAUUCGCGCUAGUAGCACCACGACCCGCGUGCGUGUGGUUUUUAACGCCUCCAGCAUAACGUCGAUCGGUACGUCGCUGAACGAUCAUUUACACAUCGGCCCCAAAUUACAGAGCGAAAUAGGCGGCGUUCUCUCCCGCUGGCGACGACACCGGUUCGUCUAUAUCGCCGAUAUUGAAAAAAUGUUCCGUCAGAUACUGGUGCAUCGCGAAGAUUCGGAUUAUCAACGUAUUGUCUUCCAGCCAGAAUCUGACAGUCCGAUACAAAAGUAUCGUCUCUUAACCGUAACGUACGGUACAGCCUGCGCGCCAUAUCUCGCCAAUCGCGUGUUACUUCAACUCACCGAGGACGAGGGAAGCGCAUUUCCCGUAGCCGUUGACGUGAUCCGUAAUUCGACUUACGUGGACGAUGUUUUAUUCGGCACCGAUGAUCUCGAGAGCGCACGAAUGAUUCGCCAACAACUCCUGUCUCUGCUGAAACGUGGCGGAUUCCAUCUACGCAAAUGGGCCUCGAACGACGUUGAAUUAUUAACCGGAAUUUCUACCGCGGGUAAUGACCUCGCUAUCGACUUAUCCAAAGAUGACUCAGCAGUCCUUAAAGUUCUCGGCAUCACGUGGCUUCCGAAGGAAGACGCGUUCAGCUUUCAAUUCGGCGAAAUACCGCCAACUCGGAGUACUAAGCGCUCAGUACUCUCACUGAUCGCGCGCUUGUUCGACCCACUCGGUUGGGCCUCUCCCGUGAUAAUUAACGCAAAAAUACUCAUGCAAGACCUAUGGCUCGCCAAAAUUGAUUGGGAUGACUCAGUUCCUCCACCCCUUCUUGAAGGGUGGAAUACUUAUCGGCAUGAUCUGCCUAAAUUAUCGAAAUUACGUAUUCCGCGUUGGACCUAUACUACUGCUACUCGAGAGCAUUGCGCUAUUGAGCUUCACGGCUUCGCGGACGCGUCUCAACGCGCGUUAUCUGCCGCUGUCUAUAUUCGAGUUUUAAAUUCUCCGACGGACAUAUCCGUUUCAUUAUUAGCGGCCAAAUCUAAAGUCGCACCCCUUAAAACUGUAUCCAUUCCACGUCUUGAACUGAAUGGAAUUGUAUUGCUUAUCCGACUACUUGAAUACGUCAAGCAACAAUUAAAUUAUGACUUAAUCUCAGUGCACGCCUGGACUGACUCCACUGUCGCACUCGCGUGGCUCACCCAGCAUCCCUCACGCUGGAAGCCUUAUGUCGCAAAUCGGGUCUCAGAGAUUCAAACUAAAAUGCCCGAAAUUAAGUGGCAUCACGUCCCUACGCACGAUAAUCCAGCAGAUUGCGCGUCUCAGGGAAUUGCAGUUGAGGAAUUGCUUCACCACCCGCUCUGGUGGUCGGGCCCCUCGUGGCUUCGGCAGAAUUCCGCAUUUUGGCCAAAUGCACGCCCUUGCGCGCUAACAAACGACCUUGUCCACCCUCAAUCGGUUCUACAAGAACAACGCUCCAUUGCAGCGAUCCACGUCGCUCAAAUCACUGAGGAGUGGGACCUGCCCUUACGGUUUUCAAGCUGGGGGAAACUUCUUCGCGUCACAGCGUUCCUUUUCCUCUGGUUAAGGAAAUACCGUGCUCGGAAAUUAAACCAAUCCGCAGCCUCAACUACUCUGUCAUCGCACGCUGCUCUUCCGCGAUCAAGCCCCCUCAAAGCACUUAAUCCUUUCCUUGACGGGAACGAUCAGUUGCGUCUUGGUGGGCGGUUACGUCAUUCGUUCCUUUCUUAUGACGAACGAUUCUCACGUAUUCUACCCCGCCAUCGCAUCAGCGAACUAAUUAUCUAUCAAACGCAUGUGCGCUCGUUGCACGGAGGCACUCAGCUAACGUUACGCCUGUUGCGUCAAAAUUAUUGGAUUCUCGAGGCGAGAUCCCUCGUAAAGUCGCGAAUUAAUCGGUGUCUAGCUUGCGUACGCGAACGCGCGGUCACGGCGAGCCAGCUCAUGGGAGACCUUCCGUCACCUCAAGUCAAUCCGUCACCUCCCUUCUUACACAGCGACUUUGAAGCGCCCGAUUACGAAAGUGUGUCCGCUUCCCCGCCUAGAAAAUUUCCUAGGUACCUCCUUAGGGUAUUGUCAGGCUGCCAUGCUGCCUUGGCUGUCGCUAGCUCGAAGCCCUCACCUGGAGCUGUCUCACCUCGCGACGCGUCAGCAAGCGUCGGGAAUCAUCGGAACAUCUCGGCUGUCAAAGGUCAUCGUCCGUCGUCGAUCGUUUAA